UUAUCGCACAUCCCAUUGCCCUCGAUUGCCAUCGCACGAAGGACUGACAAACCGACGGGAUGACGUCGAAAAAGGGACGAAAUAAGACGUAGGAGGCAGACGGCCGUCCGCGGACCGUUGGCCAGAAACGAGUCUACGUGCAUGUUUGAAUGGAGGAGGUAUCAAAGAGAACGCAUGUUAGUGUACAUAGUGAAAUUUACCCUGUGAGUUUCGCAGCGAUUGUGAGCAACGCCGCUUCAUCGGGCCGGGUCUGGCUUAUGGUGAAUCACAUUCAUAACCGGAGGAGUAUCAGCACGAGGCUCGGCCUCCGCGGCAAUAUGGUGAAAGUAAUAAACAACAGUGGCAGAGCAUAUAACACAUUUGACGAUUACUGCCCAGAAGCGCAAGGUGAAAUGACGUACCCUAAAUUUCCUUCCGCACAAGUCGCCACACUCGAUACCACAAGGAAGCGUCGAACAAAUCGCAACAGCAAAGAUGAAAAUUCUUUGGUUAAUGCAGUGGAUGGUCCGAAAGGCCCCAAGGAACCAAAGACGUUUUAUGGAUCUCUGAAUAGCAGUAAAGCCAAUAACUUAAUUAGUGCAGUCACCCGAAAGAAAGAGACAAAGAUAACUUCUUACUUCUCUCCAUCAAGAUCUCCACCAGCUGCUGAUGAUGCAGAAGGAACUCCAGGUGAAACGUUGGCCAAUGGGAGCUGUGGAUUGGAUCUAGAGUUUUCGAGUGCCCAGCUAACUCGACCUGUUUCAUCUUCUGCUCCCACAACACCAACCAGAAUGGUGAAUGGUACCACCACUGGGAUGUCUAGCACUGUCUCAGCCCUCAUCACCCCCCCAAAGCGAACAGUAUGUACGAGAAGCCAGGCACUGAAGGAGCUCCAGUUACAGCCUCCCAAGGAUAUCAGUAGUUUUGCAGGAUUGACAAAAUGUCCUUUAACUGUACAGUGCCCCGUUAGUACAAAUUCUCCCAGCUCUUCGUUAGGUGCGACGUCUGGCGAUGAAGGUAACAGUCUUCACACUGGCCCUCCAACACCUCACAAAAUCCAAGCACUUAAUGAAGAAGUUUUAAGGUUGGAUUCUCCAUUAUCACCUUCUUCAGCCUUGUCAAAGCUAAAGCUUUCUAUGCCCACCAAGAAACUUGUUUUCAAUGGAAAGACCACAAAAGCCAGAAGAAAGUUACCAACCCAAGCACCUGGCCGGAUACCAUCGCAACCAAAAUCAGAGAAGGCUGUUAAAACAGAAACCAGCACAGUAGUAACAAAUGGGGAAGCUAAACCUGUGUUACGUGACACUCAAAUGACAGAGUUUUUCCAAAUUAGGAGAUCGAGACGCAAGCCCAAAACAACUUUAUUACAAGAACGUCAGAAAGAAAUAGAGGAAAGAAUUUUGAAUAGCUGUGAGGAUGGAUUAAAGGUUGAAAACUUUGGAGCCAAAGGCCGAGGUGUUAUCACUACAAGACGUUUUGCCAAAGGUGAAUUUGUGGUUGAAUACAUAGGAGAUUUGAUUGAUAUGAAAGAGGCGAAAGACCGUGAAAAAUUAUAUGCACAAGAUGCAUCCAAAGGAUGUUAUAAUUAUUACUUUACUUUUCAAAAUCAACAGUACUGUAUUGACGCUACAGAGGAGACAGGAUAUCUUGGGCGUUUGGUCAACCACAGUCGAAAUGGUAACUUAGUCCCUAAGGCAGUUGAAGUAAAUGGCAGACCACACUUAAUUUUAUUAGCCAAAACAGACCUACCCUGUGGCACAGAGAUUCUCUAUGACUAUGGGGACCGGUCGAAAGAGUCAUUACAGCACCAUCCAUGGUUAGCAUUGUGAUUACCACUUAGGAUUUAAAUUUAUAUUAGUUUUUUAAGUGUAAGUUGAAGCUCACUGGGGUUAGUCUAUAAUUUCAAACAUCACAUGUCAUAGUAAUCUUAGAGAAUGUGUCAGUAUUAGAUUUUAUGAACAGAGUAAGAAAUUACAGUAUUUGUGUGUGGUUUGCAAGAAGUGUGAUGAAAAUUUAACUGAAUGUAAUGUGCAUUUAAAGGUCAUAGUUACUCCCUUACACAUAAAUGUUGCAUAAAUACAUUCUCUGCAUAUUUAUAUAGUCUUCGCUCUAGAAUUAUCUGCUAUAGAGGUAUCUGCUAAAUAGCUACACAUCAGAAUGUAAAAAGAAAAUCCCUGAAUUGGAUGUCUUGUGAUACAGAACCUCAGUAUUUUUUAAGGAAUGUACAGAACUGCUUUUCAUGAAGAUAUAAUUACUAUUGUGUAUUGAGAAUUGCAUUUUUGAGACAUCCAGUGGAUUUACAUAAAAAAGUUUGAUGAUUUUAAGUUUUAGCCAAAUUUAGUCUACCUGUUAGUUUUAGUUUUCCAUUCCCACUGAAAGUCUUAGCUAUGUGUAAGAUGCAGUUACCGACACUUAGAAAUAGUGGUCUCCAAACAGGUGUUUGGUAUCUACUGUUUUGUAAGCCAUUCACUGCCUUUACAAGCCUCCAAUAUGCAAAGUUUGCAUUGUGAAUGCUUGACAUUACAGUUACUCUGGACUGAUGAUGAAGCCUACCUAAAAUGCUAAUCCGCAUCUUCAGUUUAACUGUCUAAUUGAGGUUCAUAGAUGGUGCUAAUCCCUCCUGUUUGGAUAGUGCAUCAGUUGGAUUCAGUAACUGUUUUGAUUUUCACAUGUCAACAGAAAUAACUGUUGCUCCCUUCAAGGAAGGGGACAUUCAGGACUUAAAGCCAUGAGGAAAUAACUGGAACAUUUGUAGCUGGUGGUUCUGUUGUGGGGAGCUGUGAGAUAGGGACCCACACCUGUACCAAAGAAGAAUUUUAGCACAGCUGAUAACUGCACCAUCUGUGUGUGUUCAUUUUGGAAUCGAAAAGCUGGAAAUGUUGUACAGUAGUCUGUAUUAAGCACUUUUGUGUGGGUUGGAAAUUGGAUGGAGAAUGGGAAGUCAUUAAAAAAUUGCUGGAGUAAGUCAUACUAGUCACCAAUUAUAUUGGUAUUGUCAUUCAUGAGUUUAAUUUGAAAUUGAAUGGUAAGCAUUCCAAAGGAAAUGGUGUUUUUUGUUUUUAGAUUUGUUUUGAUUGGUUAGUUUGCAUGAGCUAUUGUGUAAAUGAACAGUAGGAAGUCUUGGGAAAUUAAUUUGAGAAUAAGUAUAGAUUUUUGGGGAUUUCUCACUUGAAGGUAUUAUGGAACUCAUCCUCCUACUUAUGGGAUCCUUUGUCUUGUAGAAAUGAUGUAUUUUUAAUCAUGUUUGAGUUUUUCCUAGAUUCCCAUUUUGGGAAGCUGCUUUGUGAUAUGAUUUCCUGAUUUUGGUUGUAUUUCAUGGUCCUUUCCUACGUUGUUUCUUUCAGUUGUACGCUGUCGAACUCUAGAACUUUCUCAAAGCCAUUUUUUGUUGAACACAAUUGUAGGAUGUGAUACAUUGUCUAAUUUUGGUGUUACAUCUUCCACAUUUAAAAUGAUAUUUUGCUUAAUAUUCAUGUAUAGAAUUUGAUCUUUGGGGUAGCACUGUGGUUUUGAUGGCUUUUGUAAGUGCACGUUGAAGCUGUUAUAUCCAGUGCAUUUGGAAUGUAGUUAAAUGAGUUUAGUCCAUGUUCUUGACGACACUACAGUAUUAGACUAUCUUGGUUUUGUCACUUUGCCUUUCUCAUACUUGGAGUGUCUUAAAUGUACUGUAUAAAGUAAUUGAAUUAUUUAAAGAUAGAAAUUUUUUUAUAGGAAAGAGAAAUUUUUUUAUAGGAAAGUGAGCUAAACAAUCAAGUUUUUAUGGUGCAGAAACUUGGGACUUUGUGGGGUUGUGUUUGAAGAGGAGGGACCUAAUGCAGUUCUUCGUACCAUUCUUUUGUGUAUUUCUACAUGCCAUAGCAACAUAGCAAGUUCUCUUUUAGACCAGUUCCAUGGUCUUUGUUUACCUUUUGUGUAGAUUAGGAGAAUGUGUUACAGCAGGAAUUUUAAUAUUGAUAAUGGUUGUAUGCAGGGAAUUGGAGUACUGUACUGUAUUUGGUUGGCUCUGGUGUAUAUUUCAUCCUAGUUUUGUUUUUGCAUGCAAGUAUUAUUUGUUUGAUAAACUUUGCUGUUCAUGAUGAGACAGUGUGCAGAGACCCUUUCUAACAAUUAAUGCUUUAUGAAAAUAUAGGAAUUAUUUAAGUUAUUCCAGGGAACUCAGUUGCACUGCCAAGCUUUUUUAAGUGGUGUUCUCUUGACAAGUUGCAUUUUUGUGGCCUCAUGUCCAUGAUGGUGCCUUUUGAAAAUGAGAACUUUUUGUUUUAAUUAAUUUUUAUGUUUUUAUUUAAUCUUGCUUUUGAUUAAGUUUUAUUUUUUAUUUUUCAAACUUUGUCAAAGAUUAAUGAAAGAUAAAUUUUACCAAGUACAAAAAAAAAAAAAAAGACGGAAGGAUUUGCUCGUGCAUUUAGGUAGAUGCUUGUGUGACUCCCUUCCUAUAUUAUUCCUUCUACUGUACUGUUAAUGUGGCCAAUUUAGAUUUAGCAAUUUAAAUUACCUCUUCAUAAGGAAAUCAAGGAAACACAGCCAACUCUGGUUUAUUUUGUAUUUUUUUAAGAUUUUUUUUCUUUUUUUCCAUCUGAAACACAGACAUAUCUCGGUAUGAGAUAGCUAACACCAUACGUAGUAAUUAAGCUAAAUGAGAUAUCAGGAGGUAAAAAGAACAUGGAAGUGUUGUUUUGCCUGUAUUCAGUUAUGUAAAGGAGAAAUAAGUGGUCCGGUUAAUAGUAAUAAAAAUAAACAGAAGUUGAAAAAGACAAUAAUAGUAAUAGAGAAAUAAGGAAAGAGAAAAAUGGAAGAGUAGUACAAAGACAAUAAUAAUAAAUUCAAAUUUUUACAAGAAAAGAUGUGUUUCUUACCCCUACUUCACUGUCUUGAGAUAUUAUUAUAAACUAAUUAAAAUUUUAGUUUCAGACAGUGUAGUACUAUCUAGAUUGAAAACAAAAAAUCAAGUAGUUUCAGCCUUUUAAUUAAAGAAAUGCUGGUCUCAGAAAGCUUGAAGUUGAGACGGUGAAAAUUCUUACGUCUACCAGAUAAUGUAAUAUUGAACCAGUUUGUUACUUUUGGACUAUUAAUUAGUAUUUAUAUGGCAAGGAAGGACCAAAAACUCCUGAGAGAGUUGAUGAUGGCCUGCACCCAGUGGGGAACUCAGAGCAAGAUUACACAGGCCAGAAGGGUCUAGAUGAAGCUCAUUUGACAUCUAAUCUUGCAAAGGGUAAAAAUAAACAAGAAAAUGAAGUGUGUUAUUUUGAAAGUUACACAAAAUAUAAAUUUAAGGGGGAAGUUAGAAAUUGCCAAGUAGUAGUUUUGAGAAAUUAUUAGUUCCCUCAAAAUGAGUCACAUGUCUGUGAGAAAAAUUUAGACUGGUUGCAGUAGAAACCCAUCCUGCAGUGAAAGAAUGGAAUCAGUUUCAUGGGCUGGAAAUUAAGCAACUGUUGUUCGCUGUAAGGUUCUUUGAGGGGAUUGUACUUAAGAAUUUUGAAAGAAUUUAAAAAAUGUAGUCAAUGGAAGUGGAAUAUUCACUGCCACAUUUUGAAGUAUAUUCUACUUUUACUUUGCUCUGAUGCCUCUUAACUAUAGAAUGCAUCUUUCCAUAGGAGUUUGCAAGGUAUUGUUUUUCAACUGGUCUCGCAACAUAGAUAAGAAAGAUUUGCUUGUGGUAUUUCUUUUGUGUAA
Molecule: messenger RNA, 5649 nt
Organism: Macrobrachium nipponense
Lineage: Eukaryota; Metazoa; Arthropoda; Malacostraca; Decapoda; Palaemonidae
Gene: Set8
Exons: 7
Coding region: 150-1808 (552 amino acids)
Biological process (GO): regulation of transcription by RNA polymerase II; regulation of DNA damage response, signal transduction by p53 class mediator
Cellular component (GO): polytene chromosome; nucleus
Molecular function (GO): histone H4K20 methyltransferase activity; transcription regulator activity; protein binding
Source: RefSeq, a predicted model, not a curated record